AUUCGGGGAACGGCACGGAGAAGUUGGCCCUCAUCGUGGGUACGGCCGCCUUGGGGACCUUGCUCGUCUUGGCCGUGGGGAUCGUAGCUGUGGUCUGCCUCCGGCGCCAGGGAUCGUCAGCAUCGCGAGAGCAAGAGUAUUCGGACAAGCCCGGACAAUACCUGAUCGGGCACGGUACCAAAGUCUACAUCGACCCUUUCACCUACGAGGACCCCAACGAGGCCGUGCGCGAAUUUGCCAAGGAGAUCGACGUCUCCUACGUGAAGAUCGAGGAAGUCAUCGGGGCAGGUGAAUUCGGGGAGGUCUGCCGCGGUCUCCUGAAAGUGCCGGGCAAGAAGGAGAGUUGCGUGGCCAUCAAGACCCUGAAAGGAGGCUACACGGAGAAGCAGCGGCGGGAAUUCCUGAGCGAGGCCAGCAUCAUGGGCCAGUUUGAGCACCCCAACAUCAUCCGCCUGGACGGGGUCAUCACCAGCAGCGUCCCCGUAAUGAUCAUCACCGAGUUCAUGGAGAACGGCGCCCUCGAUUCUUUCCUGCGGGUAAGGAGAGCGGACAAA
Molecule: messenger RNA, 554 nt
Organism: Pseudonaja textilis
Lineage: Eukaryota; Metazoa; Chordata; Lepidosauria; Squamata; Elapidae
Source: RefSeq, a predicted model, not a curated record